Racocetra fulgida is the source of this 1179-nucleotide messenger RNA. NCBI's taxonomy places the organism in Eukaryota, Fungi, Glomeromycota, Glomeromycetes, Diversisporales, Gigasporaceae. The record is from the annotation of a GenBank genome assembly.
AUGACCAACGAAGAAAUUGAAGUUUUACAAACAAUUUACACUCAUGAUUUUACAAUUUCAAACACAAAUCCUAGAUGGUAUGGAGUAAUGGUUGCUACUGGUGAUUCAUAUCAACAUGAAAACAGCGAAAGUAUAGAACAACAAUAUGUUCAUGUAUUAUUUCACGAACCACCUGGAUAUCCUUCUGUGCCUGUCGAAGUUCGUAUUGCUACACCUGUGCUAAUCACGAAUUCAAAAGCCUCAAAUUAUUUAAAUGUAAAUGAUGGUAACGUUAAAGAAGAAUUGGAAAUUAUAUUGAAUUUAAAAGCACAAGAGAUGGCAAAUAAUGAGGAAUUUGCGAUGUAUGAAAUUGCAGAAUUAGCAAGAAAUUGGUUAUGGGAUAAUCAACAACUUUCAAAUACUUUUAAUGUUAGUCAUGAUUGGUGGGUAGGAGAAUUGCCAGAUAGAAUAUUUAAUUGGCAAACAAAUUCAUAUUCGCCUUCAAAAAUCACGGAACUUCAAUUUCGUGUGGAGCUUCAAGUUAUUGAAAACUGCAAUAUCAAAGUUGAUGUUGCAAAGGUUAGAUCCUUUUUAAUGAUGAACCUUUGGAAUGUUGAAAAGACGAUCGAGGCUAUUACAAAGAACAUAAACGAAAAUAAUCACGACGCAAAUAUUAGCAUUACGCAUGUAGCCACUGAUGACGUUGAUGAAAAAAUUGAAACAUCAUUUGAAGUAUUUGAUAUAAAUGAUAUGCAAUUUUUACCUGGAACACUUCAGAGAAAAUUCAAACAAGAUGUAAUUAUACAUUCACAAACGAUAAGAAAGGAACAAGCGGAUUUGGAUAUUUUGAUAAAACAAUAUAAAAACGGAUUAAAUACUAAAAACAAUAGAAAAUUGAGGAUUCAUAUAACUAAAUUAUUAAUACAGAUUCAUUAUGUCAUAAAAUUUGCAUCUGUAGGACUUUUUUGUAAAUCGGAUAAAGAUAAAAAUGAAGUUAAAAAAGGGAUGGAAAUUUUACGAAGGUUAGAAUUUGGAUUGAGAAGUUUAGAAAACGUCAGAGAGCAAAUUAUUGAAAUUGAAAGAGAUAACUUUGGAAAAGAGAAAAGAUUUAAGCAAUUGGAAUGUGAGAUUGAACAGUGUAAAGAAAGAUUAGAAAAUAAUAUAAAGAACCUUGUAAAAUUACUCAAUUACUUAGUUUAA